Messenger RNA from Closterium sp. NIES-67, 4536 nucleotides. The record is from the annotation of a GenBank genome assembly. Lineage: Eukaryota; Viridiplantae; Streptophyta; Zygnematophyceae; Desmidiales; Closteriaceae.
CCAGCAACAAAUAUCAACUCCUAUCAACUUAUACGGAUCUCGUUCCUGCCGAAUUUUGCGCCACAGCGUUGUGCCGUGCCACCUAUUGCGAAGUUCAAGCGGUAGCAGAUCUUAGCAUCCACAAGUAGGAGGUGAGGCGGACUCUAGCACGCAUCCAGCCUUUUCUUCUUCUUCGUUUUCCUCCUCCUCUUCUUCUUUUUCCUCUUCUUCCUCCUCUUCUUCUUCUUCCUCUUCGUCUUCUAGUUUGUUCGUUCCACAGUAAGCGACGGCGACAUCAGGGCACGCCCAGUCGCUGCGUCAGCCGACGCUGCCUUUCCUUCCUCUGCCGCUUUUUAUGGAAAGAGAUGGGCGCGGCUCGCGCGGUGGAGAAAGUGUAUCCUUUGUAGCCUCCGCGAUGCCUCUUAGCUUGGGAGAUAAUAGUUCGCGCUUACCGGAGCACCAGCAGCAGCAGCAGCAGCAUGUCGCAACGCUCGUCCCUCACAACGAUCAAGGCGACGUGGCUGCUACCCGUUCGUCACCGCAGCAUGCUGCGUAUUCCCCGGGGCGCCCGCCUUCCGCGAACGUUCCGAGCCCCCGUCGGCAGCCAUUGGCGGAGGGCUCUCAGCGGGGAUACUCGACCGUCGACCACGGCCACGACAGCCACCACUCGUCGCAGCGCCACCAGCCGUCGCAUGCACCGUCGCACCAGUCGCACAAGCAUCACAGCGGGAUCGCCCACUCGCACCUCGACACCUCCCGCCACUCGGACGAUGCGCAACCUUCCGCGCACCACGACUCCGCGCCUGCCGGCCAUCCGCUGCCCUUCUUCUUUCCCAUGCGCCCCUCCGCGCGCGCUUCCUCCCCGCCUGAGGGGGGACCGAGGGGAAGAGACGGAGGCGCGGAGGGGACGGGGCAUGGGGGGGGAAGCGGGGGUAGAGGGGAGGAGAUGGGUGGAGGUGGGGGGGCAAGGGAAGCAGAGUGCGAAGAGCUGGGGGGCGGAAGCGGUGUGAGUGUGGAGAGGGGGUUCGCGUGCACCAGGCAAGAGGAGGGGAACCGCAACGACGUAGACAGGAGCGGUGGUGGUGAUGCUGCUGCUGCUGCUGCUGCUGGGGGCGAGAAGGACAGCAGAGCUCGUCACCAGCAGCAGCAUGGCACCAGCGGCGCCGCCAACAGUGCUGCGGCCGCCGCCAGCAGCAGCCCUGCUUCUGCUGCCCGUGCUGCAACCAGCAACCGCCCUGCGUCGCCCUUUGCACCUCCCGCGCCCCAUGUCUCUGCCCUUACCCCCGCCUCUGCGUCUGCCCCUGCCUGUGCUGGCCCGGGCAUGCUCGAUAUGUCCCUGGGUCUCUCCUCCUCCUCGCCCUCCCUGCUCCGCUUCCCCACUGCUGCUAACGCUAGUACUGCUAGUAAUGCGGCUCAUGGUGCUCAUGGUGCUAAUGCUGCCGGUGCAGGAAGUGCGGUCGGUGGAAGCGGCGACUCCCCACGCUCGUCCGCCUUUCCGUUCUCGACACUCCCUUGGGCCAGACAGCCGCCACAACAGCAACACCAGCAGCACCAGCAACACGAGCAGCAACACGAGCAACACCAGCAUCACCAGCACCAGCAACACCAGCAGCACCAGCAGCACCAGCAGCACCAGCAGCAGUCGCAGUACCCGCAGCAGCAUCAGCAGCAACAGCAGCAGGAGGAGAGGACGGCACAUGGAAUCGCGGGCGACGAUGGCGCAUUGCAACAUCAGCAGCAGACUGAAGGGAGCCGCGGCGGUGUGAGAGCGUGGGGCAGGGGAGCGCCGGAGGGGACAGUUGGAGCAGGGGACGGAGGCAGUGGCGUUGUGACUGUAAUGGGUCGGGCUAGUAACGAGGCUGGACAUGGGCGGAGCAGUACUGACGUCGCCGCUCUGCACUACCCCUCCUCCUCCCAACGGCACUCCCCACCACCCAAUUACACCUCUCCCUCUGCUGCUCCUACUUCGCAGCACCAGCAGCACCAGCAGCACCAGCAGCAGCAGCAGCAGCAGCAGCAGCAGCAGCAGCAGCAGCAGCAGGGCCCUCCCCAGCCCCUCCCCCCACCCCACUCCGCGGCGCUCUCGGCCCCUUCGGUUCUGCCCUCGCCCCUCGCGGUGCUGCCCGGCACGAGCCUGAGCUCCAAGGCGCGGCGCUUUGUGCGGCGGGACGACCUCAUCUGGGGCGCCUUCUUCUUCUUCACACAUUACUACCGCCCCGCGCUCAACGACAAGGCCAAGGCGCGGCUAGCGGGGCGGGAGUGGGUGGGCGCGGUGGAGAAGGCGGACCUGCGGCUGGAGGAGUUCAUGGUGCAGCACGACAUGGAGAACUGCUACAUGUGGGCCUUCCGCGUCAGGCCGCACAACGCGCUGGGGAAGAUGCAGCUGCGCUCCUACAUGAACGGCCACUCCAGGUUUGGCGAGCCGCAGUUUCCCUUCAGCGCGGAGAAGGGCUUUGUGCGGUCGCACCGCAUGCAGCGCAAGCGGUACAAGGGGCUGUCGAACCCGCAGUGCAUCCACGGCGUGCAGUUCCUGCGCACGCCCGACCUCUCCUGCGUGCCGCCGCACGAGAGGCAGCGCUGGAUCGACCUCACAGGCCGUGAGUGGGGCUUUGUCCUGACCAAUGAAGCGGACGAGUUCAGCGAUUGGCGCAUCUCCUCACUCUCGCAGGACACUGCUGCCACCGCUGCUGCUGCUACUACUGCUGCUGCUGCGGCUGUUGGUGUGUCGACAGCAGAGCAGGAAGACUCGCAGUCACACCAGUCACUGUCUGACAUCAAGACCACAGGAACCACUUCUCUCCUAGGGAAACGGUGGCAGCACGAGCAGCAACAACAGCAGCAGCACCAGCAGGAGCAUCGACAGCAGCAGCGGCCCCCAAUCACCCCUCCACCUCGCACGGAUUCUCCGGCUCCUUACCCGUCCAAUAGUGUGCCUGUUGCUGUUUCUGGACCGCUGUGGGCGGCAGAGGGAGUGGGAGGGGGGCGAGGAGGAGAGGGAGGAGGGGGAAGGGAGGCCCAGCUUUUGAAUAGAGUGGACAGGGAAGACGGGGGGUUGGAGGGUAGGGGGAGGGGGGGGAGAGCAGAGGAUGGGGGCACCGCAAGGGGGACGAGACUUGGUGUCUUUCCCGACGCUCCUCCGACCACCACUCUCAGCUUGGCGGAUUCCGUGGGUGAAGGGAGGGAGGAGUGGAGGGGAGGGGGAGGGGGAGGGAGGGUGAGGGUAGGGGAGGAGGAGGAGAGGGUGCCUAUAGGGAGAAUGAGUAAGAGGAGUCGAGGGGGGAUGGAUGGGGAGCUGAUGGCCGCGCGAGACGGAAGUGGGAGCAGCGGGGGUGGGAGAGGCGAAAGGGCCGGGGGGGGAGAGGGGCAGGCGGAGGAGCAGGGGGCGGCGGAGGGGAGGGAGGAGCUGGUGGAGGCGUCCAAGGACGGGUCGCAGCAGGAGCAGUCGGAGGAGCAGAUCGUGCAGCCGCCCUACUGGCUCUCCGAGUGCUACGGCGUGCUCACGCAGGUGUCGGGCCCGGUGACGUGUGCCAAGACCGUGUACGAGGACUCCACGUCAUUCCUCAUCCUUGUCAGCCUGCCCUUUGCUGACCUGUCCAAGCUCCGAGUGACGUGGCGCAACUCCCUUUCACACGGCAUUGUCAAGGUGCAGUGCUCUUCCUCCAUGCGGCAGCCCAUGCUAACCCGUUGGGACCGCUCCUUCCGCCUCACGGACCCGCACCCCGAGCACUGCCCGCCAGGGGAGUUUGUGCGCGAGAUUGUGCUGCCAGCGCGCAUCCCCGACAGCGCGGACGUGAAGGCCUUCUUCUCGGACAGCGGUGGAGGGGUGGAGAUCUUGGUGCCCAAGGUGGUGCCCAUGGGGCAGUACCAUGAGAGGGAGGUGCGCGUGUUUCUCCCGCCCAAGGCUGCCAGCUAGAGAUGGUGCUGCCAGCCCAGAUGCCAGACAGCGUGGACGUGAAGGCCUUCUUCUCGGAUAGCGGAGGGUUGUGGGGGGUGGGGGAGAGAUCUUGGUGCCCAAGGUGGUGCCCGUGGGGCCGUACCACGAGAGGGAGGUACCGGUACGCGUGUUCCUGCCUCCCCAGGGUGCCAGCUAGGGCGUGCGAUCGUGAAUAGCGCCUUCUAAGGCUGCGAGCUUGCGAUCUAGAGGAGAUGGGAGGAGUGAGGAGAACAUGGGUAGGGGUGAGGAGGAGUGAAGCAGAGAAGAGUGGUGUCUACGGAGUGGUUCCUUGGUAUUCCAGUGGGGCUGCACCAGUUUUCCUGUCAGCAAGAGUGAUGUAGGGUGUAAGAUUCUAUAAGCACGCGCCGUGUCUGGCUGGCUGCAGUGCUGCCUCGUACACCCCUGGCUGCUGGGGCCUGCAGGGAUUGAGCACUGCUGCCAGCCACAUGAUCCGCUCUGCUCCCCAUUUUUCCCCCCGAUAGCAACUGACCGAACCGAACGGGACAACUCUAACCAGGCACUGUUUUGGUUACAAUAAUGGGUCUGAUGAGUUGUGUGUUUGUAGCGUAUAUGAAGCUAGUGGCGGUUUCAUUAGCCACAGCUGCAUCCUUUUGAUUUAGUAU